This is a messenger RNA of Naegleria lovaniensis, 2499 nucleotides long. RefSeq lists its product as uncharacterized. Lineage: Eukaryota; Heterolobosea; Eutetramitea; Acrasida; Naegleriidae. The transcript is spliced from 2 exons. The coding region runs from base 1 to 2499 and encodes 832 amino acids. The record is from RefSeq and is a predicted model, not a curated record.
AUGACGACUCGUCUGCCCUCUCUUCACGCAAUGAUUGAUGAAGGUAGUAGUAUUGUGGAAGAAGGUAGCAGUAAUUCGGAGGAGGAUAAUUUAAAUCCUCACACUCUCCUGAGCAUUACCAGUGAAAUUAUCGAAUAUUUAUUAAAAAUUGAUCGGCAUCAAGAGACAGUGACUUCUAACGAAAAAUUACAUCAUCAAGCGGAAGAUGAAUCAAUUGUAAAUAAUUCUGAAAAUAGCUCAAAGAAAAUUAAAUUACAGGAUGAUCAUAAUGAUGCGAUAUUGCCUCCAUUACAGGUUGCUUCGUUAUGGGAUUCAGUUCGCAACGAAGAAAUGGAACGGAAAAUAUUACAUUGUGUACUAACGGUUUUAACUUCCGAUGGAUUGGAGAAUGUAGACGAGGCUUCCGAUUUUAUUGAACUCUUAUUUAAUGUUUUCACUACAAAUUCUUCACUUACAAUUGAUUAUCAUAUUGCCCUGCUUCAGGAAUCAAUUGAAGUAAUUUUUAUGUACUAUACCUCGCUGAUAGACUCUGUUGGAAGUAGUACAACACCUGACACAGUUGAAAUGUUUGAAAACGUGAUGAUUUCUAACGUACUGAAAUAUUUAAUAACUAUCUUAGGUAGAGUGGGAAAGCAUUUGACCACCUUUAAUAGAUAUCAAAAAGGAGAUUCUUGUGCUGCAUAUAUAUUUUAUUAUUGUGAGGGAAUUCAACUUUUAGACAAGUAUAUGCUCAAGUUUAUUCCCAAUCACAAGUUAUUGAAUGACCUCAAGGAGCAAAUUCUUAGCUUUACACAUAUAUUGUACGAUUUGAUGGUUCCUAUAGACAUUGAUGUUGAACUUGAUUUUAUAAGAAAACUCUCAACGACCCUUUUAGAUACACUAUCCUACAUCCCAUUUGUAAAACAAACUGUAUAUUUUGAUGUUUACAUGCUCAGCGAGGAAUUGAAGUCUCAUAUCAAUUUGAAAAAGGUUUAUCUUGCAUGCUUAUUAAUAGGAACUUUUCGAUUUCAGCACUAUGAAUUUAUUGUGUCCUCAUGUAUCGAUCAUGGCAACCAGCUUAUCAGAGCCAUUGCCGUAUGGUCUUAUGGCAAUAUUUGCGACAACAUUGAAAGUUGUAUUUCAAGAAUGCAGAAGAAGCUGGUAAGCGAACAAAGCGCUGUUGUAAAAGUGGCCAUAAUUAAGUUUCUGUCAACCUACAUUUCAAAAUCAUGUGGUUUACCGAAUGACUUUUAUGACAAUUUGUUUCCCUCAAUUUUUACCUCAGUCUGCCAUGAUUUAGAAAAGCAGCAGCACUACUCUCUAACCAAGACAUGGUACCUAAUUCAGCAGAUUAUUCAAAAGUCUGCACCCUCUCGCCACAUUGGUCAUUUACUUUCUGGUAUAUUUAAUUUAUUAGAAAGCUCUAUGAGAUUGCAGUGUACAACUGGCACCGAAAUAGGAAAUGUAAAUAAUAGCUUUAAGGAAGUACAUGCAAAAUUUUUUAAAAUGCUGAGCGAAAAAAGGAUACUUUCCCUUUUUACCAAUGAUGAAAUUGCAGUCAUCAAAGACUCUGCCUUUGUAGCCAUUAAGAGAAUUGUUUUUUCCAACUCGUCUUCAUUUGAUCAAAUACUAUUGAAUAAUUAUGUAGAUGUAAUUUGCGAACUCAUGGACAGGGACACGAUCCAGACUAUGAUUACUUCACAUCAUGUGUUAGUGACUGCACUUUUGAGAAGCAUUUCUUUUAAAAAGAGAGCAGGCCAUUCAUUCUUUUCCUUUGUCUGUCGACUGGGAGUAUAUUUGAAAUCAUUUCUGAAACUACCCGAGAUUGUGAAUAUUCUAGUUCAAGACAUGAUUCAACGAGUUCCUUCUCUUGUAGAAUCAUUUACAACCAUUGACGACACUCUCUCUUUACUAUUUUUACUUAAUAGCAUUGCAGAACUGGUCAAAGAAUAUGGCCCUCUCAUUCAAGAACAAGAAUCGCUCAGGUUACAAUUAUCGUCUUCAAUUCAAGCAAAUAUUAUUCCAGCAGUCCAAAGCAAAAGCGUCAUUAUGAACAGUUAUCGAUCUUCAGAAAAGUCCAUUGAUGUAUUUAUGAUCAUCAAGUCCACGUUCUGUAACAUUAUUUCCAAAAUUUAUUGUUACUUUGACCCACAACUGGUGAUUAAUAAUUUUAGCAAAACUCGCGAAACUUUUUUAUACUUUCCAGAAAAUCCUCAAUUAAGGAUGGGACUAGAGCAAUUGGAAUAUUUUACGACGUUUAUUGGUGUGUUGGAGAGCAUUACCAAUGUUGAAAACACGAAUCUGGAUGUAACCUUGUUGCAAAAUCCUUUAUUGUUGGAGAUGGCCAUUAGUAUUUUGAAACGACUAAAACAUGCCGUGGAUUCUUUUUAUUUUAGAGCUGAACUGAAUGUGGUUUACGAAGGGGAAGCAAUGACGGCAGAGUGGAAGCAGCUCAUGAUUAAGGCUAACCGAUUGAGGUACAUCCUCGAAACCCAAGCUAGAGAUUUGGAUAUUGCUUAA